AACUCAAAAAAACUGACAAAAUUAAAGACAAAUAGUAAUGAUCUACUGUAUAAUACAUAUAAGAAGAGCUGGUAUUCUUCUUUUGGCUAUUGAGGUUUGCAGAUCCAGAUUUAUGAGGACAACAAUGUGUGAAAUACGUGAUAUGGGAGAGUUGGAAGACUGAAAUUUGAAAUGGUUCAACAAUAUUCAGGUGCAUGGAUAAUUAAACAUUUUAAAGGGUAAUUGGAUUGUGUUGUGUUUAAGUUCAUUAUCUGAGUCUCAAACAGCUGGACAAACUAUUGAAUUAGUAUUUAGCCUGAAUUCUCCAGUACUGUGUUAAAAGAUUUUUAGCGUUUGUUUGUCUCUGAUUUAAAGAUUUGGUUGUGGACAUAAAGGUCUGAACAUCUUAUUGUGAAAAUCAUUCAAAUUCAUUUUAGAUCUAUUGCAGGUGGAGCUUUAUGAGUGACUCUAUAAUAAAACUUGAUUCAUUAAUAUAUAUAAUUUUAAAAAAUCCUGAACUGAGUAUUUGUACAAACAACUAUAUCCAGGGUUAAUUCACAAGGACGUAAACUCUCCUUCAUUCCUCCCUGAGUCGGUAGUCUGCCGCUGACCUGCCUCUCUGCUUUAAUGUUGGGCAUGUCAGUGAGGCCAGAGGCGCAUCUGCUGCUGUUGUUUCACCGUCCAUGUUUCUACAUACCAUAUACAUACGUAUAAGGAUGUUGCACGCAUGCAGUUGCACUGCUCUGCUGUGGACCCGCUGCCCCGGCAGUACAGUGUCCAUGUUGGUGUGGGAGCCUGAGGCCUGCUCCCAUACAUCCCCGCUCUGGCUCUGUUGAUCCUAUUGUCUCCUGCGUCACCACACGUCGCCCGGCAAAUAAAGGCCGUCUGGCUCCAAGCUUAAAUAUUGCAGCAAACUAAAAACCAACCAUCAGAGCCGAUUCAUUCACAUCUGCUCAGUGGGGCGACAAGGACAGGGCUUUAGGUGGGAAAGAGGACAGAAAAAAGAUCACUUUUCCCUGCCGGGUGCCAAGAGAACGGGACAGGACUCAACUUCGCCGGAGCCGCAACUGUGGCAAGUUGCCCAUUUGAUUACAUUUCACCUUUAUCAUACUUUACACAUGAUGGGAUUAUAUUUUACACAUUGAUCUCUCUUUAGUGGUUUUCAUUCACAAGUUGUUUUGUUUGUUUUUUUUCAGAGCUAUAGAAACAACUUUUUUUUGUUCGCACUUUUGUAAAUGUUCGACAAAGUUAUUAAGGUUUGCAGAGAGAACAAGCAGCGUAAUAAAGGUCUUGUUAAAAGUUUUGAUUUAAUAAAUUAGAUUUUUUUUAUCUUGCAACAGAAACAGAAUCGACUCAAAAGCCUUUUAAAACUUGUAAAAAGUUUCAGAUUCUUCGGGUUCUCUUUUACGAAAAUGUGCUGUAGCAAGAAAUUCAGGCUUGGGUUUGAUUUUUUUGUUUUUUCGAGCUUUCCUCUCCAACAUUUCUUACUUUUGGAAAUCUCUAUUCCCCUCCCCCUGUCUGUCCCACCUACCCCACCCUCCCUGUCCGUGUGCACCCUCCAUCUCCCUCCAUACCCCACCCUUCAUUCUGCAGUGCUACGGACCGAUCAUGGGUGACUGGAGCUUUCUGGGUAAUAUUUUAGAGGAAGUUAACGAGCACUCUACGGUGAUCGGCCGGGUGUGGCUCACGGUGCUCUUCAUCUUCCGCAUCCUCAUCCUGGGAACGGCUGCUGAGUUUGUGUGGGGCGACGAGCAGUCCGACUAUGUCUGUAACACACAGCAGCCUGGUUGUGAGAACGUGUGCUACGAUGAGGCCUUCCCUAUCUCCCAUAUCCGCCUGUGGGUGCUGCAGAUCAUCUUUGUGUCCACACCUUCUCUGGUGUACGUGGGCCACGCUGUGCACCAUGUCCACAUGGAGGAGAAACGUAAAGAGCGCGAGGAGGCAGAACUUAGCCGGCAACAGGAGCUGAGCGAGGAGCGUCUCCCUCUGGCACCCGAUCAGGGAAGUGUUCGCACCACGAAAGAGACCAGCACAAAAGGAAGCAAGAAGUUCCGGCUGGAGGGAACUCUGCUGAGGACCUACAUCUGCCACAUCAUCUUCAAGACACUGUUUGAGGUUGGCUUCGUGGUGGGCCAGUACUUCCUGUAUGGCUUCCGCAUCCUGCCACUGUACAAAUGCAGCCGCUGGCCCUGCCCCAACACGGUGGACUGCUUUGUGUCCCGGCCCACGGAGAAGACCGUCUUUAUCAUCUUCAUGUUGGCCGUGGCUUGCGUCUCCCUCUUCCUCAACUUUGUGGAGAUCAGUCACCUCGGCCUGAAGAAGAUUCGCUUUGUGUUUCGUAAGCCUGCCCCGGCCCAAGGUGAGGGCACGACGCCCCUGCCGCCACAAGUGAAGAGCCUGCCCCCCCUGGCUGUGUCCUCCCUGCAGAGAGCGAAAGGUUACAGGCUGCUGGAGGAGGAGAAAGCUCCCCCCUUAACUCACCUCUACCCGCUGGCCGAGGUAGGCAUGGAGGCCGGCAGAGGGGCCCCACCCUUCCAGGGGCUGGAGGAGAAGGCGGAGGAGGCGCUGCCCAUGGAUGACAUCUCUAAGGUGUACGAUGAGACUCUGCCCUCUUACGCCCAGACCACUGAGACAGCGGGGGUGACAUUACACGAGGAGGAGGCCGAGAAGGUUCAGCCGGCGGAGGUGGAGGCAGAGAGGGUGGUGAACAGGGAGGGGGUAACUCCUGCAGAGGUGGCGUUGGAGGCCUCGGAUACGAUAGAAGACACCAGACCGCUGAGCCGACUGAGCAUAGCCAGCAGCAGGGCCAGGUCAGACGAUCUCACUGUAUGAACCUGUGAGAGAGAAAGAGAGAAAGAGAGAGAGAGAGAGAGAGAGAGAGAGAGCGCAUGUACACCUGCACACGCAAAAUGUUCAACAUAAGAGAGCACACACACACACACCUAACUCAACGAUAACGCACACUCUUGAACAAGCAGGUCAAAAACUAAGUGGAUGAAAAACAAAUAUGAACAGGGAGAAAAAAA
This is a messenger RNA of Paralichthys olivaceus (Japanese flounder), 3005 nucleotides long. Lineage: Eukaryota; Metazoa; Chordata; Actinopteri; Pleuronectiformes; Paralichthyidae. The record is from RefSeq and is a predicted model, not a curated record.